CCAGGCUAGUUUAUAAUUGUGAAUAUCUGUGUUGAGUAGUCCGUUGCUGAAAGAGGUAGUGAAUAAAUUGAAGGGCAUGGUAACCCCAUCGUGGAAAGUGAUGGCAUCAGAUGGAACGGUUAGUGAUGUGAACUCUGCUCCUGUAGGCCCCUCCUCUCCUCCGUCCACCACCGUUUGCCUUCUUCUCUCUGCCGCCAACACUGCUUGUGGUGCCUUCACCGGCUCCCUUUAUGGCUAUGGUGCCGGAUUGAUUAAGAAGAAAGGCUUUACAGGAUCCUUUAAAGAAGCAGGAUCUAACGCUAAGACAUUUGCAAUUUUAUCUGGCGUUGAUAGUUUGGUUAACUGCAUCUUGGCAAGACUUCGAGGAAAGGAAGAUGCCAUUAAUGCUGGUUUAGCUGGAUGUUGCUCUGGUCUUGCUACAAAUUUUCCUGGUACACCCCAAGCACUUCUACAGAACUGCCUCACUUUUGGAGCUUUUUCUUUCAUCAUUGAAAGGGUAACCAAAAAGCAACGAUCAGCAAUUGCUUAUCCCAUUUCCAAGAAAACAAGUGCAUAAUUCCUGCAUCUCAUUGGGAAACAAGGUGUAUAGCAUAUUUUGCACCUUUCUUUUGCCUUUAUUCUAGCUUUUCUUCUAGACACAUUGUAGCAAGGACAUGGCUUUUCUUAUAUGCUGCUUGAGUUUCAAAUAUUACCAGCUAAUCUAAAGUUAUAGAGUACUGAUUAUGGUACAUCUGAGAUUUUUCA
Molecule: messenger RNA, 744 nt
Organism: Cajanus cajan (pigeon pea)
Lineage: Eukaryota; Viridiplantae; Streptophyta; Magnoliopsida; Fabales; Fabaceae
Product: mitochondrial import inner membrane translocase subunit TIM22-3
Biological process (GO): protein insertion into mitochondrial inner membrane; protein targeting to chloroplast
Cellular component (GO): chloroplast envelope; TIM22 mitochondrial import inner membrane insertion complex
Molecular function (GO): transmembrane protein transporter activity
Source: RefSeq, a predicted model, not a curated record